AUGGCAAGUCAACAAAAUGGCGCCCAGCCACCACAACAGGGCGGGGAGAAGAUGGAGACCGAUCAACAGGACGAGCAAUUAUCCGAGGAGAUUCUAAAGAUGUCGCCUGAAGAUCUCCGACAACGACAACACCUUUUGGACACGGAGAUCAGGAUCAUGCGAUCAGAGGUUCAACGCAUCAAUCACUCCGUGCAAACACUCAAGGAUCGUAUCAAAGAAAAUACGGAACGAAUCAAGGUAAACAAAACGUUGCCGUAUUUGGUGUCAAACGUGGUCGAGUUGUUGGAGCUGGAGGAGAACUUUGAAGAAGAGGGAGCAAACGUCGACUUGGACGCGCAUAAGACCAAAUGUGCUGUGAUCAAGACGAGCACUCGGGCCACCUACUUCUUGCCUGUGGUCGGUCUUGUGGACCCAGCAGAGCUGAAGCCGGGCGAUCUUGUCGGUGUCAACAAGGACUCCUACUUGGUUCUGGAGAAACUGCCAGCCGAAUAUGAUUCUCGUGUGAAGGCGAUGGAAGUUGACGAGCGACCCAGUGAGCAAUACUCUGACAUUGGUGGUUGCGAUAAACAAAUUCAAGAACUUAUCGAAGCCGUCGUGUUACCAAUGACUCACAAGGAUCGUUUCGUCAAUCUCGGCAUUCAUCCACCAAAAGGCGUUCUUCUUUAUGGACCUCCAGGGACUGGCAAAACGAUGAUGGCACGUGCGGUUGCCGCGCAAACAAAGUCGACCUUCUUGAAGUUGGCCGGACCACAACUUGUGCAAAUGUUCAUUGGAGAUGGUGCUAAAUUGGUUCGCGAUGCUUUUGCCCUAGCCAAAGAGAAGGCCCCAGCCAUCAUUUUCAUCGAUGAGUUGGACGCUAUUGGAACAAAGCGUUUCGAUUCGGAAAAGGCCGGUGAUCGUGAAGUGCAACGGACGAUGUUGGAAUUGCUCAAUCAGUUGGACGGAUUCCAGCCAAAUGAUGAAAUCAAGGUUAUUGCUGCUACAAAUCGCAUUGAUGUCCUUGAUCCAGCAUUGCUUCGAUCCGGACGUUUGGAUAGAAAGAUCGAACUUCCUCAUCCAAAUGAAGAGGCGCGGGCUCGAAUAAUGCAAAUUCACUCGAGAAAGAUGAAUGUUCACAAAGAUGUAAACUUCGACGAGUUGUCCCGGUGCACUGAUGACUUCAAUGGGGCGCAAUGCAAGGCGGUUUGCGUGGAGGCGGGUAUGAUCGCCCUUCGACGUGACGCUCUCGAGGUGCUGCACGAGGAUUUCAUGGAUGCAAUUCUCGAGGUGCAAGCCAAGAAGAAGUCGGCUCUUAAUUAUUACGCU
Molecule: messenger RNA, 1305 nt
Organism: Mesorhabditis belari
Lineage: Eukaryota; Metazoa; Nematoda; Chromadorea; Rhabditida; Rhabditidae
Source: the annotation of a GenBank genome assembly